AUGUAAAAAGUAAAUAUUGAAUUAAGAUCAAGCCCUAGAAAAUUUACUAAGCAAAUUAGCAGCAAGAGUGAAUCAGCAUCAAGAUUAUCAGAAAUAUCAGAUGAUGCUUGCAGAUAAAUUAUUGAUUUUGACAGAGGAAAAUAAACCUCCCGCAGUAUAUCUAUUUAGCCUAGAAUGAUUAUUUAAGAAUAGGCUAAUAACUUUUCUAAGAUAUCUGAAGAUAAUAAUACUAUUAAUAACACCUUUUAAACAAUAAAAUUCAAAAGCAAAUUGAUUCAGUCAAAUUUUGUGAAAGUAAUUAAGGCUGAGAAAAUUAAAUAAUAAUUUAUAAAUAAUUUGUUUACGAACUCUUACAUAUUAAAGUAAAAUAAAAAACAACUAAUUCAUGAUAAAUAUAUUGAAGAAAGUAACAAACAACCUAUAUUAGGUAUUUAAAAUUAAAUAAACCUUUAGAUACAUAUACUUAAUCACGAAUACCAGUAAUUUAACCAACAUGUGGAUUUAUAUUAAUUUGGAAUGCUAUUGGAAUCAUCUUUAAUUUUAUAAUAUUAUGGCUGACCCCAUUUUUAUUGUCUUUUUAAUAGAACUAAAAUGAAGUUUAGCUUUCUUCCAUAAAGCUUUCAAUUAUUAUAUUUUUAAUUAGUGACAUAUUGAUCUCCUUAAAUAAAGGAAUUAUUAUAUAAGGGAUAUUGAUAUCAAAAAGAAAAAUAUUGAUUGAAAAGUAUAUUCAAACAAAUUUUUCAAAUGAUAUUCUUAACUUAAUAUUAUGGACACUAAUUUAGUAGAACUUAAUGACAUAUUAAGUUUUUGGAGAAUUUUUAACUUUUGCUUAACUAAUUAUUACUUAUAAAAAAAUCAAUAGAUAUUUUUCAGAUUAUUUUGAAUUCGUAUUUUUCAAAGGAAUUUCAAAUACUCUAAUGGACUUACUAAACUUAAUACUUUCUAUUUAUUUAUUAGCACAUAUUGUUGCAUGCUUUUGGCAUUAUGUAGGAAUUAAAUCUAUGGAAACAUCAUGGCUUAUAAAAUAUGAAUUAUUGAAUGAGCCUAUCUGGAGAUAAUAUAAUUAUGCAUUUUAUUGGGCAACCAUGACAAUGACAACAAUAGGAUAUGGUGAUAUUACAGCAUAAAGUUAAUUGGAACUAAUUUUUGUUGAUAUUAUUAUGUUUUUAUCUAGUGGUGUUUUUGCUUACUCAAUGAAUUAAAUAGGAAUUAUCUUAAAAAAUCUUUAAGACUCAAAAUUAAAAUAUAAAAGAUCUAUUUUAAAAAUGAAUACAUUUAUGAAUAAAAAUUAGGUAGAACCUAAAAUAUAAAGCAGAAUAAGAAAUUACUUAAAGUACUAUAUAAAUUAAGAGCAAAAUGAAAAUUAAGAUGAUGUUGACAAUCUAAUAUCAAUACUACCAUAAAAUCUACAAUAAGAUUUAAAAGAUGAUAUUUAAAUAAGAGUUAUUAAUUAAGUAAAAUCAGUAAUCAGUCAAUUCUCACAAAGAACCUAAUAAUUAUUGUCAAAGAGUUUAUAAUUAGUUAAAUAUUCUCCUGGAGAUUUCAUAUACAAAAGAGGAGAUAUUAUGGAGAAAAAUCUCUACUUUAUUAAAGAAGGUGAAAUUGAAAUUUUGGAGGAAAAUAGUAAAAUGAAAUUUAACAAAUUAAAAUAGAAUAAGACUUUUGGUUUUUAUUAAUUUUUUACAGAUUUUCCUCCCAAGACUUCAGCAAUAAGUAUUGGAUUUUCGAAAAUUUAUACAAUAAGCAGAAAAUGUUUUCUAGAAAUAUUACAAUUUAAUAGAAAAGACUUUGAAACUUUUCAUCACAUUAAAGACUAAAUCAUUUUCUAUUAAAAUUAUAGAAUCUUUGAUUUAUGCUGUUAAUUUUGUGAUCGAUACAAUCAUUAAGAGAUCGAUUGUCCAGUUCUCAAUUAUUAUCCUGAUUUAGAAUAAAGAUUAUUAAAAAAAACUUAAUAAUCAGUAGUUUUUUGUAGAUCACCAAAAACUAGGUUGGGAAAUAAAAUUAAAAGCAUAAAACAGUAACGAUAACUUUCUCAAUCUGUUACUAAAUUUUUAGAAGAUAAUUUUGGGUUCUAAUUAUCAAAUUCCUUAUAAUUAGCUUUAGCAGAUCAUAGCUCUUAAAGUAAUCAUUCUUCCCAGCUUAACAAUGAUAUUAAGAAGACAUAAAAAAUUGUAUUAAAUGAUGGAGAUCCUGAGAAAUUUCAUUUACCAAUGGCUAAAAGCUUUGUAAGUAGAGCAAUCUUUAGAAAAGAGUAAUCUUUGAAUUAAGAAUAAGAUGUAUUAAAUUCAGGUAAAUCUUAAAAGCCAUAAAAAAAUGUUGUCAAAGAAUUUAAUAUGCUUGAUGUUUUGUUUAACAGUACAAAAUUUCUUCAUCCAUCAAUUCAAUGUGAUCAAUGUGAGUCAUUUUAGAAUUAUUUUCCUUCAGGGAAUGUCUAAUUUGUAAUUUUAAAAUUAGAUAAAGCUAAUUCAAAAUAUUAAAGAAAAAUAUUGAAGCAUAUCUAAACUAUGAACAAGUACACUUUUUAUUAUAAUGUGAAAUUAAAAGCCUUAAAGUUAAGACUUUUUUAUUGA
Messenger RNA from Paramecium pentaurelia, 2570 nucleotides. The record is from the annotation of a GenBank genome assembly. Lineage: Eukaryota; Ciliophora; Oligohymenophorea; Peniculida; Parameciidae.